Molecule: messenger RNA, 6750 nt
Organism: Brienomyrus brachyistius
Lineage: Eukaryota; Metazoa; Chordata; Actinopteri; Osteoglossiformes; Mormyridae
Gene: ccdc30
Product: coiled-coil domain containing 30
Exons: 28
Coding region: 1871-5335 (1154 amino acids)
Source: RefSeq, a predicted model, not a curated record
AGCCAUUUUCCGGGAUUUCACGGGAUCGCGCUUUAGUGCGUCGCUGGUUAAUACUAAGGACAAGCCGUUACUUAUCAUAUGGAUAGUUAUUGUUUCCUAAGAUCGAACGUGGGAAAGAAUAUAUAGCGCAUUUCCUCACGAAAACAGCGACAGUCUGACUGGAGCUGCUGAUGCAGAAUAGCCACCAGUUGAAUCGCUGCCUAGACGGCAAUGGGAUUAUAGCUUUAGCUGGUAGCUGCCUGAUAAUAACGGUUUCGUUUCGGAAUUUAAUCGGACGUAUUAUAAUGUCGCUAUUGAUCGUAUAGCCACGUGCAAUAUACGGCGGAUCAAGCACCGAAGAUCAGAAGUACUUUGUGUGUUGUGUGUGUUUUUAGAAGUUGAAAAACUUUUAUUCUAUAUGGCGCUUAGCACUGGCAUCCCGCAGUCGUGCACCGGACGAACCGGACUCUGCACAGGCUUCUAAAAACAAGUUGUGCUGUAUUUAAUAUAUCUGUUGUUAGUUACCACCAUCUGACAAUGAGCAGUCCUACCAGCACCCCGAUUAAAGUUUUAUUUAGUAAAAUUUCUUGUUUUCUUGGAGGCGGAGACAGUUUUCUGUAAUUAUUUGUAUGUUUUCUAACCGUAAGUAAAUAAUCACAUUCCGAGACUAUUAUGUACUUUUAUGCAGUGACUUCUGAACCGAAACUAGUACAACAUCCAGUUAGCGGGAUCUAGGUAACAAGUACGCCAGAUUUGCUGACAGUACAUAGUUCUGUACUUUACUGUCCAUCUGGGAUACCUAUAUGGUUAGCUAAUCGCUUUUGUACUGGAAUACUCAGCACGGGAUACAGCAUUUGUUCUGGGUCGGACAUUUUGAAGAAACAGAACUCGGUCCCCUUGAAUGGGGAUGGAAUUUGCGGCUUAAAGCAACAUCUCGAAGACGUCUUGUACGACGACGCUCCACAUGCAAUUAGAUUAUGGUGAAGCAGGAAUGAGAGCGAUUUUCCAUCCCUUUUUGGGCCACUGGACCUCCGACGCUCGCAUUAAAGGGUGAAUGUGCGAAUCCACGGACUCCUCGGGCGACGAAGCGCGUCCAUGACACCGAUGGUGUUACUGAGUGGGAUGGAUCCCAUCGAUCGGCCACGCGGCCGGGCUCCGACCGAGGGAUCUGAUCCACGCGCCGCAAGUGGCUCCCUCAGCGGAUUUGUCGGUGCGACCUUUAACGCCACAUCGUCGCGGACUGCAAAGUAACAUUUGGCGACCGGGAAACCCAUACAUCGAGUCGCCCCAAAUGCACACCGGAGUUUAGUCUCUUCUCAGGCCGAGUCCAGGGGCAUGGAGUGCCAGGAGGAGAAGAAAAGAGCUGGAAGAAAGAAAUCAUUGCUUGCCGAGAGAAGGGUGUAUGUCCUAGGUGCUGCCCGCGCAGUGCCAACGUCCCAUGUGGCAGCAUGCCCAGUGCAGGGGGAUUCCGGUGCCAUAACCCAAGCAGCAGCGCCUCUGACAGGUCACUGAGGUGCAGGAGGUCCAGGGUGCUGUUGUCCCCAGACAGAUGAAGGAUGAUGGGAUUGUCACAAGAGAUUUAUGGUUGGGUGUAAAAACCAUUUGUUGCUGUUUUUAGCAACAAAUGGUUUUUACACCCAACCAUCAAUCUCUUGUGAAAAUCCCUGAGUGCUGAUAGGGAUCGUUGAAUUACUUAAAUUAGGAAAUAGUUAUUUAAAGCAAGAGUUUAAGUUCGUUUCGAUAACACACCCUUGAUAAGUGUGUUUUGAUACGUGCCUCUCUUGGGAUUGAUGGUACCCCUCCCAUUUAGGAGGAGGUGCAUCAUGGCUGCCGUGUUGCAGAGCUGCCAGAGGGGAACUGUGAGGAGAGGAGGAGUAAGGAGGAAAAAGAAAUGGAGGAGAUGAGCCGGUGCCUGCAGGAGGACGGACUGUCCGCUGAGGCGUCCGCAGAGGAACGCCAGCGCCACCUGUGGAGGGCGCUCCAGCGCAGCGAGGAGACCCGGCUGUUCUCUGUCAGGGAAUCACAGAGCCUACGGGCACAGCGGGCUGACGAGAUGGAGGAGGUGGAGAACUAUGUCGAACACAUCCGGAACAUGCUGGAUGACCGGGAGUCACUGGCUGCCAUCUACGAGCAGGAGAAUGAGCAGCUCCGCGCCCAUUUACGGGAGGUUGUGGUCCAGCAGGACAUCCAGCUGAAGGAGCUGGCGGAGAUGCUGGAGCAGGAGGGCCUGGCUGAGAUCAGCCACAGCAGCCCUAGCGAGCAGGUGGCGUACCUGCUGGUGGAGAGAGCUACGCUGCUGGAGAAGCUGGAAGCCUGCGACGGGAAGCUGGAUGACGUGAGUCUCCCUGACAGCCUGAAGGAGGUACCCCUGCAGGUACCAGACCAGCCUACAGACGCUCCUGGCUGCCAGCUCUCGAAGAAGCAUCUGAAGCAGAGGCACUCCCGGGACGCCAAGGACAGUGAGAGUAAGGAGAAGCUGCCCCCGGACCAGAGUCCCUGGAAGAAGCUCUUUGGAGUUCGCAAGACUUCCAAAGGCCCAAAAACGCGUGCCUCCGCCGGGACCGAGGACCCGCGGGAAGGGGAGCGCUGUGAACUGCGACGGCUGCGGCGAGACCUGGAUGAGGCGUCCCGAAGGCUGGCCAUGGCCCACCAGGAGAUCCGACGGCUCACCGAUGAGCUGGACUCCGCCAGGAAGACGCAGGACCAGCAAGAACCUGAGCUUCUGUGGGCUUCCCGUGAAGCAGAGCAACUUCGGCAGGAGCUGGAGCAGCUGAGAGAGAGUGGUGACACAGAGCUGGCGAAGGUCAAGGAGCAGAACGAGAGACUGCAGCUGGAGAACAGGGCCUUGACGAUGAGGAUGCGCACUCUGCACUCCGAGAAAAACAUUCUUUUCGAUAUGGUUGAGAACAUCAUUGACGACCCAAAGAAAGCGGCAAGAGAGGAGCCAGCGGCCGGCCUGUGUCAGGGGGAGAGUGCCGUGGGCUCAGCUGACCCGCCCACUGUGUCCGGGACAACGCCGAUAGCUGUGGAUGAGAAGCUUCUCCAUAAAAGAUGCGUUCAGGAGCUGGAGGACAAGAACUGCCAGCUGCGUGAGCUGCAGCGACGCCUGCAGAAGCAGCUUCAUGAGCAGGAGGAGCUGGUGGAGAGAAAUGAGGAACUGGAGGCACUGUUGGGUGAGGCCCAGAACCAGAGCAAGGCGGAGCACGAGCGGCAUGAGUGCGAGGCUGAGGGGCUUCACAAGAAGAUCAAAUGUCUGGAGGUGCAGCUAGCUAAGGCGGCUUCCACAGAGUCUCCAGAGAAAAAUGGGAUUCCUGGCCAGGAAUCGGAAGUUUUUCUCUUACAGGAGAAAGUGGAGUUGCUGCAGAGUCAUCUGGUGGAGGAACAGAAAUUGAGACAACAGCUGGAGCUGGAUGUGGUGAGGGCGCAGGAAGUUUUGAAGAGGACCAAAGAGGAGCUCCAGAAAGAUCCGGACAUCCUGAAGGCAUCACGAGAGGAGGCCGAGCAUCUGAACCGGAGCUUUACGCAAGUCAAGGCUGAGAAGGUCGCUUCAGAGGAAAUGGUUACACUUAAGGCUGACUACUUAAGGGAGGAGCUGGCGAAGGAGCCGGGCUGUGUGGUGGGGCUGAGUGCUCAGCUGAAGCCCACAGUUCAGGAGCAGUGGCUGGUUAGAGGGGUGGAGCCCACACUCAGCCACGCCCCCAUCGCAGACAUGCGCUUGGAUAACAGUGACAACCAACUGGUGUCUCUGAGGGUCCAGAUCAGCUGCCUGCAGUCUACCCUGGAGGAGGAGAGGCUGCUGGCUAGCCAGCACCAGCUGGCCCUCCUGGCCCAGGUCACCGAGUCACAAGCCAGGGCUAAGUCCCAGGAGACCUCGCUUCAGCAGAAGGCAGAGGAGAUCCGGCAGCUGCGGCAAGACUUCCAGCGGGCCCAGAGCCUCUUCAGCUCUGCUGAGCGUGAGCUGCGCUAUGAGCGGGAGAAGAACCUGGAUCUCAAGAGGCACAAUGCGCUCUUGGACCAAGAGAAGAUCAAGCUGUGCGCUGAGCUGAAGCACGCCCAAAACAAGGGAAUUCAGAUGGAGCAGAACGUGGCCACCCAGACCACUGAGGUAGAUCGGCUUCAGCAGAGGGUCCGUGAGCUCGAGCUGGAGGUGAUCCGGAACAGUCACGCCCAGCAGACCCACACCGGUCUGCAGGAGGAGCUGAACGCCGAGCGGGCGCGUCUCAACGCCGCUGACAAAAAGGUUCUGGAACUCCAGCAGCAGCUGAAGGGCACCCUGCAUCAGCUCAGACUGGAGGAGGCACGUUCGGCAGAGGCCAACCAGCUGGAGAGGCGCAGCAGGGAGAUGUCGGACACCCUGGCCCAGCUGAGGGCCAAACUGCAGGAGGAGCAGCUGCAGAGGAAGGUGCUGGAGCAGAGAGGGAGUGAGCUGCAGGAAAACGUCUGCACGCUGCGUGCCAGCGAGGCCGCCUUUAACUGCGCCAACCUGGAGCUGGGCUGCCGCCUGCAGCAGCUGGAGACCCGUCUGGGGGUCCUGGAGGGAGAGCACAGCUACACAUCGGAGGAGCUGCGACUCAGCCAGUCUGCCUGCCACAAGCUCCAGGACCAACUGACCACCAGCCAGCAGGAGGCUGAGAGACUCAAGGAAGAGUUACAACUGGUGCUUCAGCAACUUGACGUCCAGAUCAGGAAGUACAAUGAGAAGCGGUCACAGGAUAAAGUGAAGCUGCACAGAGCCAAGCAGGCCUUCCGGAAGGAGGCAGCGCUACUGGACAUCCGUGUCCAGCAGCUGGAGAAUGAUUUGGCCCUGGCUCAGAGCCUGUCUGAAAAGGAGCGGGACUGCGUGAAGAAGGUGAUGGAGGAGAAUGAGAACCUUCUGCUGGAGGUGAGGGACCUGCUGAAGAGGCUGAAUGAGGCAGAAGAGAUGAGCAGCAACAGCAGGCGUACGGCCUCCACCGCCCUGCAGAGGAUGAAUUUCAUGGAAACUGAGAACAAGCAGCUUCAGGAAAGAGUGCUUAUGCUGUUCAGCCAAGUGGGGGCACUGGAACGGACCCUGAAGAAAGUCCAGUCACCCUACAACGUAGAGGAUGCCAAGAAGAUGGUUCCUCCUGAAAGUCUGCAGGGGAGUUUUCUGGACACUUCUCAACUAAGCAUGCCAGGAGUGUGCCACACGCUCGGAAUUCUAGAUGCCAUCCAGAUGGUGAAAGCAGGCUCACGAAUGGAGGCCACCCCAAGUGCCAUGUCCGCUGUGGGCACUCCUGCCUCCGAAAUCGGCUACUUGAAUGUGACGUCCCCUGUGGUUCCAGUCAGCGGGAAUGACCCAGAGGAGAGUCUGAGUUUGGGCAGUGAUGUGGUGUGACACCUCCCUGCAGGCGGGUGCCCCCCCCCCCCAAAAAAAAAGGACUUGGUUACCCUAUUUUGCCUUGAGGGGAAAAAAACUGAGUACAAACACACUUCCUCAAAGGAAUCCUGGUUGUAACCGACAGACCAGUGGCAGGUACUACAACAGACAGGUUGGGGGGGUGGCCUGAUAUAUUAUACUCAGGGUAAUGACAAUUUUCAUUUGAGAUACUGCAAUAGUACCCCAGUUCUCUUUUACUAGUUUAAUGAGAACUGGAUUGUAGUAUUAUGUUCGUAAAAGAAUGAUAGGUCGUCCGUGAGUCUGUGCACACCUAUGUUACAUCACAGCAUAAGGGUGGGGAGAUCAUGUGAGAUAAAAAAACUGUACUUGGGACUGUACUUUGUUCAUGGCAGAAAAACCAGAGGACAUGACUCACGUGACACACGGCGACGUUCGAAUGCAAGCGGGGUACGUGUUAAACACGUCUCACGUUGCAUUGUGUUAGUAGCAUCGGAGUGGAACCUGGAAUUCCAGUUCGUGACAAAGGUCACCGUACCUGUUUGCACAGUGCCUAUUGUGCGGUGCCUGCAUGUUUAAGACCAAAGCUCAAUGGUAUGUAACCAUACCCCCAUAGUACAAAGGUAAUGGCUGCAGCUAAUUUAUUGGAAAAGGCCUGGAAAAUAGAGUGUUUGACUCGACCAGGUUACCCGUCCAUCUAGAGCUGGAACUAUCAGCUAUGUUAGGGUUAAAAAGCUGAGACAGCUUGUUCUUGUUAUUGUGCUGAAUCAUUUUAAGGGGUGUGGAUAAUACUCUGUGUGAGUAGUAACACAGAAGUGGGUUGUUCAAAUAUCACAACAAAUAGAGGGACAAACUGCAAGUAUUAUAAACGGGAAGCAUUUCAGUGCAACUGGCCCUCGUGUCUCUCGGUCGUGAACCACUAUCAUGACUACGGGAUGCGUGUCGCAGCACAAUUAUCCGACUAGAGCAGAAGCAAUUCAGCAAUAAUGGAUAAACAUGGGAGAACCAUGUUUACUAAAUGUUGCUCCUGCAUUUCAGGUAUAUUUUGCUAUUAGUUUUGAUACAGAAUUUUAAAGGUAAUUCUUUAAUACCUUAACAGUAAUACUUCAGUGAUGUACAAGAUUUGCCAUUUGUUAAGGAUGUUUUUCUCAUAUAAUGUAUCAUUUUUAUCUGGUCAAUGGUUUUUGUAAUUAAAGUUGCUGCACUAAUUUACAACCCUUUAACAAUGGAGCACUAUACUGUUUACAGCAGGGUAUGGCGUUUUAGUAUAUUGUCAGAGUGUAAGAGACGAAGGACUUGUUUUUCAGGCUUGUUAGUCUUUCAUGAAUGAUUAAGCGUGACGUUUGUACUAUAUGGCAAGGACUCAACAGUAAUUUAUCAAAACAUAUAAAACUGCAGAAAAAUUGUGAAAUGCA